Molecule: messenger RNA, 1683 nt
Organism: Lizanozyma spartinae
Lineage: Eukaryota; Fungi; Ascomycota; Pichiomycetes; Serinales; Debaryomycetaceae
Exons: 1
Coding region: 1-1683 (560 amino acids)
Source: RefSeq, a predicted model, not a curated record
AUGGAGACGGAGAAAUGGAAAAUGUUAAGGACCGAUUAUGGCAUUGAAGAGAAACAGAAAGAAAACGAUGAUCUGAUUUCAGCAUUCGACAAGGCAUUGCUCCAUUUACAGCAACAGCACGAGUUCCAAAAGCAAUUGGCUCAAUAUGAGUUUGGUGACCAGGUAUCAAUCAACAACAUGAUCCAAGCUUAUGGCGUGGGCACAGACAGCUUGUCGAUAUUACGAAAAGCAGUAGACUCGCUUCAGGCUCAGUUGAACUACAAUUUGUACCGCAGAGGGAGGCACGAUAUCUCCAAGCUCAGCUUAUGCGUAAACCUUUUGUUAGUCAACCACUUUACGUUGGGACUUGAAGCAGUCUUAUUUGACGACAACGAAUUCGACAUCGACAGCGACAAAGACUUGGAAAGAACGUAUUUCUAUCUCGGUUUGUUUGAUAGGGCUUCGUAUAAGCUAAUCCCACUGAGAGCAAAGAUGUUGACUCUCAUUGGCAACAGGAUCUCGGCUUAUAUAAGAAGCUACUCUUCUCAACUGAUAGACGUUCAAAUCUAUGCCAACGAGAUCAUCUUCUCUCGUGACAAGAAUUAUUCUGUCUUCCUUAAUGCCAUGGUUAGAAUUGUUUUAGAUACGCUCUUCUCCGGCAACCCAUUCCAUGACGAUGAUCAUGAUCACCACGGAGAUGCCAUUGACCCAACAGCUGAAGACUAUAGUAUCCUCAGAGUAUACGGCAAGCAAGCAAGAGGACAUUACCAAGUUGUGUAUGCAAUUUUGGCCAAAUGCCUCAAGGAAAACGUCUUCAACAAAUACAAGAUCACUAUCACCAAAACCAAUACUUCCCAGUACAUUCCGGUUAAUGUACGAAAGUAUGUGUUGGAAAUCGGAAACCAUGCUUUCUUGCAUGCUCUGCUCGAGGACACUACCAGUGGUUGGAUAGUGGUGAAGAAAAGAGAUACCGUGGGCACUCUACCUCUAUCAGCGUACUUACCUUAUACCGGUGAGAAAGCCAUAGAGGAAUGGUAUGAUGGAAGAGAAUCUUAUACCGACUAUUAUACUGAUGAUCGUGAUUUCUUCUACGAGAAUAGUGGAAUCAUUCCCAACCUGAUGAACAUUAAUACUGAUGUCUUUAGGUUGAUCCAAGGUGUGGUAGAAGCUUCUAGGGACGACGGUAUUGGCGGAUACUUUGAACCCGAAAGCUUGUGUGCCUUGUAUUUUGAUCCCCUUUUAAGUGUUCUUAAUAGUGGUAGGAUCAAGCCUCGUUAUAAGACGGCAUGUGAGAUUCUCUGUAAAUCACUGGAGGCAGAUAAGCGUAAAUUAAACUGGUCUCAGGCAAUAGGAAUAAAAGAUAAAAGUAAUGGUAUUCGACCUGUUGGUCAAAUAGUGGGGUCAACUUAUAAUUGGACUGUCGGUGUUGUUAUGGGAGAUAGGGGAAAUCGUGGCCAAUAUCUUAAUCUCUAUACCACCACUGGUGAAAUGGAAGUUGUGAUUGAAAAUUCCGAAAGUAUAUUAGGCAUUGAAUACCUUCUUCAAUCUGAACAUGAAAUUUUUCUACAUAUACUUGAAGUUGGUGGCAUUGAUGAGUUAGGAUUCCGUUAUUUCGAUUCCUUUGAAGUACUGAAUGAGACUACUUCGUUGGUACCAGGUAAAGUAGAAGAUAUUGUCAAUUUAGACCAAUUGAGCAUAUCAUAA